Suncus etruscus (white-toothed pygmy shrew) is the source of this 729-nucleotide messenger RNA. It is a transcript of the gene EIF4E1B, whose product is annotated as eukaryotic translation initiation factor 4E family member 1B. Gene Ontology annotation, molecular function: translation initiation factor activity; RNA 7-methylguanosine cap binding. The transcript is spliced from 7 exons. Gene Ontology annotation, cellular component: cytoplasm; eukaryotic translation initiation factor 4F complex. The coding region runs from base 1 to 729 and encodes 242 amino acids. Gene Ontology annotation, biological process: translational initiation. Lineage: Eukaryota; Metazoa; Chordata; Mammalia; Eulipotyphla; Soricidae. The record is from RefSeq and is a predicted model, not a curated record.
AUGGCUGCAGCAAGCUCUACUAAAGAGGCUGAUGGUGCCAUCCUGGACUGCGAGAAGGACAUGGAGAAAGAGGAGAAGGGAGCGGCAGGAGUGCCCUCAGGGACCCCCAAAUCUCCUGGAGCUCCACUGUCUCUGAGGAGGAAGGGCUGGGAUGAUGGCACCACAGGGUUCAAGGUACAGCUGCACCCACUGCUGACCAGGUGGGCUCUGUGGUUCUCCAAGAAUGAUCGAAGCCGAGCCUGGCAUGACAAUCUGCACCUAGUCACCAAGUUUGACACCGUGGAAGACUUCUGGGCGGUCUACAGCAACAUCACGCUGGCCAGCCAGCUAUCUAUAGGCUGCGACUAUGCCCUCUUCAAGGAGGGCAUAGAGCCCAUGUGGGAAGACUGCGCAAACAAGAGGGGAGGCCGCUGGCUACUCAGCCUGGACAGGCAGAAGCGCCACACACUUCUGGACCGCCUGUGGUUGGAGACGCUUUUGUGUCUGAUUGGGGAAAGCUUUGCAGAGCAUGGACCGGAAGUGUGUGGGGCUGUUAUCAAUAUUCGUACCAAGUGGGACAAGAUAGCCUUGUGGACCAAGGAGGCGGAGAACCAGGACCGAGUACUGCACAUUGGGCGUAUUUACAAAGAACAUCUGGGACUCUCCACCAAGGUCAUCAUCGGGUACCAGGCUCAUGCAGAUGCUGCUGUCAAGAGCAGUUCCUUAGCCAAAAACAAAUUCCUGGUGUGA